Messenger RNA from Pelagomonas calceolata, 2530 nucleotides. The record is from the annotation of a GenBank genome assembly. Lineage: Eukaryota; Pelagophyceae; Pelagomonadales; Pelagomonadaceae.
AUGCACUUGCGACUGCUCUACAUCGUGGCAACAGCAGCCGCUCUCGUCGCGCCGCCGCAGCGGUCGCGCUUGCCGCGCACCGUGACUUACGGCUUGCGCGAUCGUCUAUCGGGUGCAUUCCCUAGGACCACAAAAGUCGCGAAACGGCUCGGCAACGCAUUUAAACGAAACCGUGACGAGGACGACGCGGCCGCGGUCGCCGCGGCUGCCGCUGCGGCCGCCGAAGCGGCGCGCGAGGAGGAAGAACGACUCGCCUCCGAGGCGGCAGAACUCGCGGCGGCCGAGCAGCGCGCGGCGGCCGCUGCCGCGGAGGAGGCGCGGGCCGUGGCCGAGCGCGAUGCAGCAAGGGCGGCGAGUGAGGCCGCCGCCGACCAGCUCGCAGAAGCGGCAGCUGCGACGAAGGUCGAGGUGGUCAUCGAGCCAGAUACCGCACCUGCACCGCCGGUCGAGGAGGGGCCCUCAGUCGCUGACCUUGCGGCCGCCGCCGAGCGUGAGGCCGCGGCAUUGGUUGAAGAGGUGAAGGCUAUUGCCGACGAGGCCGAGGCGGCGGCGGCGCGCGCGGCCGAGGAAGACGCGGCGGCGGAGGCGGAGGCGGCGCGCGCGGCGGCUGAGAAGCGCGCCGCAGCGGACCGCGAGCAGGCCGAGGCCGAGGAACGGCGCCUUGCUGAGGAACAGGCGGAACGGGAUCGCGUCGCCGCGGAGCAAGCCGAGGCCGACCGCGUCGCAGCGGAGGCGGACGCGGCGGCGCGGAAAGCCGAGCAGGAGGCCGAGACGGCACGGCUCGAGGCCGAACGGCUGGAAGUGGAACGGCUCGAUGCCGAGCGCGUCGCGGCGGAGGAGGCCGAGGCCUCGCGCAUCGCUCAGGAGGAAGCGGAAGCGGCGCGGCGCGAAGCCGUCGAGGCGGAGCAGCGUGCCGAAGCCGAGCGCCGCGCCGAGCAGGAGCGGGCCGAAGAAGCCGAAGCCGCGGUGGCGCGGGAACGCGCCGAGGAGGAGAAACGGCAAGCGGAGGCGGCCGCCGCAGAACGGGAGCGCCGGGAACUCGAGGAGAAGAAAGCCGCCGAGGCGCAGCAGCGCGCCGAGACCGAGGCCCGCGUGGCCGCGGAACAGGCGGACCGGGAGCGCGGCGAACGCGAAGCGGCCGAGGAGGCAAAGCGCGUGGCCGCCGAGGAGGAGGCACGCCUCGCCGCCGAAGCGAAGGCCGAAGAGGAACGUCUGAAGGCCGAAAAGGCCGAGGCCGAACGGUUAGAACAGGAGAGGAUCGCCGCCGAGCGCGCGGAGGCCGAACGACUCGCUGCGGAAGAGGCCGAGCGGGCGCGCCUCGAGGCCGAGGCCGAGGCGAAGGCGCAAGCCGAGGAGGCGGCCAAAACGAUGACCGCCGCCGACAAGAUGCGGGCCGCCGGCGAGGCACGGCGCGCCGCGGCCGAGGCCGAACGCGCGCGCAACGCCGAGGCGCUCGCGGCGGCGGAGGCGGCGCUGGCGCGGACCGCCGAAGCCCUCAAAAAGGAGGCUGCACCGGCGCCCGCGCCCGCGCCCGCGCCCGCGCCGCUCGUGAAGAAACAGGACGAUUCGCUCGCGGCGAAGGCGCUCGGCGCGUUUAGCGGCGCGUUUGGCAAGGCACUAGCGCCGGUCGCGGACGCCGCAGGCCAGGUGGCGUCGCAGGCCGCCGCGGCGGCCGGCGACGCCCUCAAGGAGAAGUUCGACGAAGCGCAACGGGAAGCCGAGGCGCGCCGCGCCGUCGAAGCGGCCGCGGCGGAAGAGCGGCGCAAGGCCCAGCGGGCCGCGGACAAGAAAGCCAACGAGGCGAAACGCGCCGCCAAACGCGAGGCCGACAAGCGGCGACGCGAGGAGGAACGCGUCGCGCGACGCGAGGCGGAAAAGCAAAGACGAGAGAAGGAACGCGCGGCCGAAAGGGAGGCCCAACGCAUAGUGGCCGCCGAGAAAGCUCGAAUGGCGCGCGAGGCCGCGGUAAAGGAGGCUGCCGACGCGGCGGCGGCGGCAGCCGCAGAUGUCGCCAAGGGCGCCGCCGACGCGGCCGCGGGCGUUGUUGUCAACGCCGCGGAUGCCGCGGUGAGCGGCGCCGCGCGGUCGGUGAAGUCGACGGUCGACGGCGUGACCGGAAAGAUCGUCGAAGAAGCGGUGGCAAAGCCGGCCCGCGCCGCCGCGGAAUUGCCCGGAAAAUUGGCCUCCAAAGCUGCCGGCGCCGUCGCCGACGGGGCGAAAGGGGCCGCGGCCGCCACGGGCCAGGCGGCCGCCGACGCGGCGAAGGGGGCCGCUGCCGCGGCUCAAGGUGCCGCCGUCGGCGCUGCGUCUGCGGCUGGCCGCGCCGCUGCGGAUGCCGCGAAGAACGCGGCGACAGGCCUCCUCGACGCGCUCAACCCCUUCAAAAAGGGCUCCGCCGACGCGCUUUCGAAGACCGCCGCGCCGCCGCCGCCGAAAAAGGCCGGCCCGAAGCCCGUGUCGCGCGAGGACACGGCGAAGGUCAAGGAGCGGUGCAUGGCGAAGGUAUUGAUCCUCGUCGACCAGGGCGUGA